AUGUCCAACUGUUACUAUAACAAGUCCAUGAAGUUUUUCUAUGAUCUCAACCAGAAUGAUUCUCUGGAGGACAACUCGGACAAUUAUGUUGGAUUAGGAAUCGGCUGCAUUUGCAUCCUGCUCAUUUUCCUGUUCAAUGUGAUCAUCAUGUUUGUGAUUCUGCUCAACAAGCAGUUCCACUUCCCCUUCUACUACCUGCUCGCCAACCUGGCGGCGGCUGACGUUUUCGCCAGCUUGGCGUACGCCUUCCUCUUGCUGAACACCGGGAAGCUGGGCCGGAUGUUGUCGGUGCAGGUAUACUUCUUACGGCAGGCGCUGCUGGACGUCAGUAUGAGUGCGUCCGUCUAUAACCUGCUGGUCAUAGCCAUCGAGCGCUACUACUCGGUCAUAAAGAUGCAACUGCACAGCACGCUGUCCAAGCGCCGCGUCUUCUGUCUCAUCCUGGGCAUCUGGGCCGUGGCUGUCAUCAUGACCACCAUUCCCAACAUGGGCUGGAACUGCAUCUGCAACAUCAGAACCUGUUCUGCGCUGGCGCCCAUCUAUAGCCGCAGCUUCCUAAUCUUCUGGUCUCUGCUUAAUCUCCUCACGCUCUGCAUCAUCACAGUGAUAUAUUUGCGCAUCUACAUUUACGUAAGGAAGAAAACCUCGAAGAUAUCGUCCCACACAACCGGUUCCAUCAAACGCAAGAAAAUGCCGAUGCAGUUGGUGAAGACCAUCAUAACCGUGCUUGGUACAUUCAUCGUCUGCUGGACACCUGGAUUGGUCCUGGUCCUCCUCGAUGGCCUCCACUGCACCAGCUGCAACCUGGAGAGCUUAAAGAAAUGGUUCCUUAUCCUGGCCCUGCUGAACUCUCUGGUCAACCCCCUCAUUUACUCGUACAAGGAUCGGGAGAUCUGGAAAAGUAUAAAGCGGCUGCUCUGUGAGAGAACACCUGAGCAAGUGCAGCCCACGCGGUUGAUAGAGCGACUUGCUGAUGACGAUGGAUGA
Molecule: messenger RNA, 987 nt
Organism: Hypanus sabinus (Atlantic stingray)
Lineage: Eukaryota; Metazoa; Chordata; Chondrichthyes; Myliobatiformes; Dasyatidae
Gene: lpar3
Product: lysophosphatidic acid receptor 3
Exons: 4
Coding region: 1-987 (328 amino acids)
Biological process (GO): G protein-coupled receptor signaling pathway
Cellular component (GO): membrane
Molecular function (GO): lysophosphatidic acid receptor activity
Source: RefSeq, a predicted model, not a curated record